Protopolystoma xenopodis is the source of this 651-nucleotide messenger RNA. The record is from the annotation of a GenBank genome assembly. NCBI's taxonomy places the organism in Eukaryota, Metazoa, Platyhelminthes, Monogenea, Polystomatidea, Polystomatidae.
GCAUCAGAUUUGGACGCUCAUCCUGGCCUUCUUGUUCAAGCUCUAAUCAGCCUUGGUAUCGAUUGUUGUCCUAGCAGCAAGGUUCCCAUUCCUUCAGACUCUUCAGACACAACUAUGACGGCCUGCCGAAUACAAAUCAACUCCCUUCUUGCUCAAGAAAAACUGAAGCUCACAUCUCUCUACUUCUCACCAUCGUGCAAUCUCUCCGCAAAUGACAGGCAGAUAUUGGGGCAGUUGCUUGAAUCAGCCGCUAAAAUUCGCUCACAUACCUUCUGCAUUCUUCCUGGACAUCUCGAUACUCCGCCUAUCAAGUCAAAUGAUGCGCCAACUUGUUCAACAGCCUUCCUUCCCCCUUUCUCUGCCCCUAAUUCGCCACUAUCCUCAACCUCUCCUUCCUUUCAAUCUCCCUCCUCUCUUGCAAUGCAUUCCAGGGGUGCUAGUUCGGGCUCUACUUCAGACACCGCCAGUCCGAAGCUUGCUGUAUAUUCACCUGACAGUGGUUUAUCCAUCGACCUUGGAAAUAAUUUCAAUUGGCAAACCUACUCCAGUUAUCUUCGUACUCGAUUUCUGGGUCGAUCUCCUGUUUGGGCGGAAGUUAUGGACAGCAGUUGGGUUUUAUGUGAAAGGUAUCUAAUUAUGCUUCGCGCUUAA